UAAUCUUUGACUGUCAACUUCACCACAUUAAGAUAUUAAAAUAAAAGUUAUUUCAAUAAAACAAAUUUGCCGCCUCUUUCAAUUUUACAGUGAAUGGGAUAGUUUUUAUUUUAACAAUGAUACAUGAUAUAGUUUUGUCUUGCCUCAAUUUACACUCAAAGCAGUUGCCAAUUGAGGAGUUUUUGGUCUCUGAUGCUGUGAGUGCUUUUUUUCAUCCUUGCGAAAAAAAAUUGUUGGAGGAUAUUGUUGCAAUUAUAAAUCUAUUGCGGGAAAUCGCGAAAUUUUCGAAAAUAUAUGGAACAAAUCAAAGUAUAAAUAUUAAUGCUACAAUUAUCGACACAGAUGAACCUUUACAAAGUGGCCUUUAUUUAAAGGCAUUUGCAAAUGGAAUUGAAAGCGUAUUGGACGAUUACUUAAAUGAUAUAACAGAACUCGAGAGCAGAUUCCUGCAAAAUCCUUGCCAAUCUUUAAUGUUUAUAUAUCAGAAAUUGCAGGAAUAUGAACCGUUAGCAUUGUAUUUAAGCAAGUUAAUACGUGGAAUCCGAAUACAAAAACUGCAUGGCUGUGCUAUUAUACAAUAUUUGCAUCAAAAUUCGCUGCAUGGUGAUGAUCGCAUCAAUAAAGCUGUUAAACGAAUUCAAUCUUCCGUGAAUGUGGUGUUUCUUAAGCAACUUACUCAUUGGAUAUUGUACGCCAAAAUCGUUGAUUCGUAUGGAGAAUUUUUUAUUCAAUGUGCUGAGAACCAUUGUAAUAGUACCCUAGGAAGUGAAAGAGGAACAAGCGCAGGUAGCGGAAAAAAUGCUGCAACAUCGAUGUCGGAAGUAGCCAGCAACUAUACCGAUAUUUGGCGAUAUGAGAUAUGUUAUGAAUUACUUCCACAUUAUUUGUCAUCCAGUUGGGCGGAAAAAGUUCUGUUUAUUGGUCAAACCGUUCUUAUAUUUAAAGUAGAUGCUAAUAAAUUAAACAAAAACGCUCAAAUAUGGAAUAAAAGUGAAAGUAAUUUCGUUUGUCGAGAGCAAUCGCUAUGGAAUGAAACGGAGCAUAUUUAUUUUGCAAAAAUACAAGCUUUACAAAAUGAUUCGGAAUUGAAUAUUUCACACUAUGAUCGAGUUAUAGAUGAAAUAAAAAACUAUGUGACUUCUCGACUUUCUGAAAUUGCAGUUAACCAAGCAGACCUAGUCCAACAAUUAAAACUAAUUAAAGAUUUUUAUUUGCUUGGUCGUGGAGAACUAUUUUUAGAGUUCAUUCGCCAAACUUAUGUAAUAAAUAAAGAUGCCGACAAUGAAAAUAAACUUCGUGAUUUUGUCAAAGCAUUUGAGUCGGCAGCACAUGGAGUUGGUGUAUCUGAAGAUUUGGAACAAUUUUCCCUCUGUAUACCGAAAUCUCCGUUCGAUACGGAGGAGCCACUCGAAUUUGGCUAUCUGCAAUUAGUUCAAUUACAAUAUAAAAUAAAUUGGCCUUUACAUUUACUUUUCUCGCCUAAGGUAUUGGAACGCUACAAUAUACUUUUUCGAUUUCUGCUUCUAAUAAAGAAAAUGCAAUAUGAAUUGCAUAUGCUGUGGUGCCAACAAACAAGAGAGACCAAACUAAAUAAGAAUCAAAAUAUUAAAAUAAUGCAUUUACGCAAUGAGUUAAUGUUUUUUGUCGAUAACUUGCAGUAUUAUAUACAAGUGGAUGUACUUGAAAGUCAAUUUAGUAUUUUAUUGAAUACAAUACUAAACAAGGCAGAUUUUGAACAAAUUCAAAGAUCUCAUAGCAUAUUUCAAGCUAAUAUAUUAUCAUUAUGCUUUCUUCUAACUGAUGAGGAUGCUAUGAAAGUAAGCAUGUUACAGACUUCAUCGCUUCAUUCAAAUAAUCCAGUUUAUUUAAUAAUCAAUGAAAUUUUUCAUAUAUGCGAAGAUUUCUGUACUUUAGUUGAGUCUCACAAAUUAGAUGAAAUGUUAAAUGCUAAAAUUGACCAACUCGAUGAACGAUUUGGCAGUUUAAUACAACAACUUAUAAAUUUGUUGGUUGGUUUAAAAACGGCUCCAAGUACAACACCAUUAUCUCAGCUUUUACUACGAUUGGAUUUCAACCACUGGUUUAGCAUCAAGAAAGCCUAACGAAUAUGAAUAACUUCUCUUUAAAUAUUUAUUUUUAUUUAUUGUUAUUUUGAAAUAUCUGAUAAUGAAUAAAUGAGCUUAAAAUUAA
This is a messenger RNA of Lucilia sericata (common green bottle fly), 2190 nucleotides long. RefSeq names its product gamma-tubulin complex component 4 homolog (gene Grip75). Gene Ontology annotation, cellular component: equatorial microtubule organizing center; spindle pole; gamma-tubulin complex. Bases 117 to 2102 code for a protein of 661 amino acids. NCBI's taxonomy places the organism in Eukaryota, Metazoa, Arthropoda, Insecta, Diptera, Calliphoridae. Gene Ontology annotation, molecular function: microtubule minus-end binding; gamma-tubulin binding. Gene Ontology annotation, biological process: meiotic cell cycle; mitotic cell cycle; microtubule nucleation. The record is from RefSeq and is a predicted model, not a curated record. The transcript is spliced from 10 exons.